AUUUUGAUGUAAAUUGCAAACAAGAUGUCGGAAGUUGAUAUUGCCGAAGAAAUUACGAAUGGUGACGACUCGGCCUUCGAGGAACAACAACCUUCGGAAGAUCACUCGGAGGAGACCCUGACAGUUCACUCAAUACAAAAUGCAAUUCCAAUUGCAAGCGAACACGAUGCAGUCUACGUAACUUCUUCUCACGACCAAGACUACGUUACUUCUGAAUAUGGCGAAGGGAAAAGCACGCACAUUAUUAUCCAUGAAGCAAUUCAUGAAUCUGGGCUGAAAUCUCCCGCUACCCCUCUGCCUCCACCAACUCCAGCAACCCCAUUGAGCAAGGAACGUGGAUUCAAAUACAAUUGGGACGAGUCCGUUGAUGAUGAUAUUUUACCAGUGAGAUGCAAAAAUACCAGUGGAGAGCUCCACAAAGCAAAAUUUGGUUCAGGUGGAAGGGGCAAAUGUAUUCGACAUCAUGAUAUCUGGUAUACACCAAAUGAAUUUGAAAACUUUGCUGGUCGGGCCAGUAGUAAGGACUGGAAACGAAGCAUUCGUUACGGCGGCAGAACUCUACAAUGCCUCCUUGAAGACGGAAUAUUGCAAGCACAUGCCACAUCCUGCACGUGUGCUGCGUGUUGUGAUGAUGAGACUGUGGUAGGUGGAUCAUGGGCAGGACCUGUACGUCUAUUUGUUCCAUACAAGCGGAAAAAGAAAGACAGCGAGGCUGGUGGGCCAUCAACACCAACUAUCAAGAAAAUGAAAAAACACAUGGAGAAUACUGUGACCUUAAGUGCAGCAAAUUUUCCCCACCCGGUCAGAUUGGCCAGUGCCUCACUCAAUGGUGAAACUGUACACAUUCUCACAUCUGAUCCCUUGUCUGGUGAGACGGUGAUGAUGGCCCCAGGUCCUGUCAGUGGUCAGAUGAGUCCAGGCGGCAAGAGCAUCACACUCAGUGUGGACAUGCCCGAGCAGAAACAGUGGUGGCAACUUGAAGAGAUGGCCAACAGCAUGAUGCAGCAGGCGAACCAGUUCAAGUUGAUGGUGGAGCAGAUGAAACAGCAGACCAUGGCCUACAAAGAGGCGGCCGUCAACCAGGUCAAGCAGCAAAUGGAGAAGAAGCUGCACGAUGUUCAGAUGGCAAUGCAGCGGACGAUAAUCGACGAGAGGAACAAGCAUCAGCUGGCUUUACAGGACGCCAUCAACCGGACACGCCACGAGAUGGCAGAGAAGGAGGGGGCAAUCACCGUGGUGACGUAUGAAGGCUGGACAGGGCAGACACAGCAGGGCCAUAUUCCAAACAUCAUGGUGGCUACUGAGGCUGACACUGGGAAGCAUUAGUGUGCUGAUUGUUUUUUGUAAUGUUAUAAUUUUAUAUGACGCCCUGGGAAAUUGGGACUUAAUGUAGUCCGCAUAGAUUUCUCAUUUAAAGGAAGUCUAUUUUUAGCCAAAAUCCCUUUUAGGCAGAAAGUGUCGUCACUGAUUAACCUAUGCUGUCUGCACAAGCUAAUCUGGGACAACACUUAACGCACAAGAAUGAAACCCUCUUUUCCCAACUGAAUUUGCCACAAGAAGGCAGAGAAGGAGGGGGCCAUAACCGUGGUUACGUACGAGGGCUAGACGGGGCAGUCACAGUUUGGCCAUUUAAUUAUUCCAAACAUGGUUUCGACUGAGGCUGACACUAGGAAGCAUUAGUUUGAAAUGUGUUUUUUGUAAUGUUUUAAUUAAGCUGUUGCUGUUCUUUUUACCAGUUUUACAAUGAGUUUCGCUCUUGAAAAACAGGGUUUAAUGCAUGUGCAUAAAUUGUCUUCCCAGAUUAGCUUGUGCAGUUUGUGCAGGCUAAUCAGGGACGACAUUUUUUGCCAAAACUGAAUUUUCGCUUAAAAGAGACUUUCUUUUAACGAAAAAUUCCAUAAAAGCGGAAAGUCCCUGAUUAGCCUGUGCAGACUGCACAAGCUUAUGCUAACAUGACGCACAUUCAUUAAACCUCGUGAUUCAUAUAGCGUGUCUGAUAAUGUUUGUUGUAUGUUGUCUCUUGACAGUCACUAGCCAAUCAGCAUAGCAACGUUUAUAGGUCCUGUUUCCUUUCAAUGGAUUUUCUUAGUUUCAAAAGAGAUAUGCACAUAUUCAUGAAUUGUAGUUUAUUGGUCAGUGUAUAUUCACUGUUUAACUUGUCCUUUGGUGAAAAUCUGGUUUCUGAGUAUGAUUGGAGAGAGAUAUAAUUUGAGAUUACUUUUUGUGGACACGUAUAUGUAACUAUUGCUUGUUUUUAGUUCUGAUUGUUAAAAAUUAAGGUUAAAGGUAUUCAAAGGCUUACAAUUUCUAUCCACAAUAUAAUUGUUUACUUCAGAUUAUUUACUUAAUUUGAUGCUAGCAUUUGGCCUAUUACUUGCCUUUUCAAGAUCUUAAAUUUAAAAACAAUUUAAAUUUUGGAAAUGCCCAUCAGAAAAAAGUUUUAACCUAAAUCAAGCGCACACAGUUGGAAAUAGUGUUUUGAGAGUAGAUAACUAUUUGUAAGAUGUUUAAACAUUCAAGAAAGUGGCAUUCUCAUUUGAUGAUUACAAAUCUGAUUGUUUUCAAAAUAAGAGAAUAACAAGUGCUAUUUACUGUUAUUUUAUUUUAAACACAUUAAAUAAUUAUUACACCAAAUCAGUUCUAAAUUAAAAGGUCAUUUUCGAAUGGCUUUAAUUUCCAAGCAUUGUUAUAUUUUAAAUAUGUUUUUACCAUUCUGUCAUGAAUUGUACAAUUUGCUGACCUGAUUACUUUUUAUAAAAGUUGAUAUUUAGUCAUUCAUUUGUACCAAAUGUAUACAUGAUAUUGAAUUCCCAAUAUUCCUGUUACAUAGAUGUUAGUGAAUGUCAUUGCAAACAGUGCUGUGUAACAGUGAUUGUGUAGUAGUAUUGUGUCCAUUCAUAGCAAUAGUGUUAUCAAUAUUGUGUCCAUUUGUUAUACCCCCAUUACCAUUGGUAAUGGGGGCUAUAUAGGAGUCACUUUGUCGGUCGGUCAGUCUGUCUGUCUGUCCCGAAAUUUCAUCCGAUCUUCACCAAACUUGGUCAGAAGUUGUAUCUAGAUGAUGUCUAGGUGAAUUUUGAAUAUGGGUCAUGCCAGGUAAAAAACUAGGUCACGGGGUCACUUAGUGUGUUUUAAAUUGAAAGUUUGUCCGGACCAUAACUAUGUCAUUUAUCGUUAGAUUUUAAAAUUACUUGGUACAUUUGUUUACCAUCAUGGGACGGUGUGUCGUGUGAAAAAAGUAUGUAGAUAUAUUAAAGGUCAAGGUCACACUUGGAGUUCAAAGGUCAAAUGCUUGUCCGGGCCAUAACUUAGUCAUUUAUUGUGAGAUUUUGAAAUCAUUCAGCAAAUUUGUUCACCAUCAUUGGACGGUGUGUCGCGUGAAAGAAUUACGUCGAUAUCUCAAAGGUCAAGGUCACACUUUGAGUUCAACCAUCAUAAUGAGCUUGUCCGGGCCAUAACUAUAUCAUUCAUUGUAAGAUAUUAAAAUCAUUUGGCACAUUUGUUCACCAUCAUUGAACAGUGUGUUGCGCGAAAGAAUUACAUCGAUAUCUCCAAGGUCAAGGUCACACUGUGAGUUCAAAGGUCGAAAAUGGCCAUAAAUGAGCUUGUCCGUACCAUAACUAUGUUGUUCAUUGUGAGAAUUUAAAAUCAUUUGGCACAUUUGUUCACCAUCAUUGGAUGGUGUGUCAGCGCGAAAGAUUUACGUCGAUAUCUCCAAGGUCAAGGUCACACUUUGAGUUCAAAGAUAAAAAAUGGUCAUAAAUGAGCUUUUCCAGGCCAUAACUAUGUCGUUCAUGGUGAGAUUUCAAAAUCAUUUGGCACAUUUGUUCACCAUCAUUGGACGGUGUGUCAUGCGAAAGAAUUACGUCGAUAUCUCCAAGGUCAAGGUCACUUUUUGAGUUCAAAGGUGGAAAAUGGCCAUGAAUGAGCUUGUCCGGGCCAUAACUAUGUCGUUUAUUGUGAGAUUUUAAAAUCAUUUGGCUCUUUUGUUCAUCAUCAUUGGACUGUGUGUCGCGCGAAAGAAUUAUGUGAUAUCUCCAAGGUCAAGGUCACACUUUUAGUUCAAAGGUAAAAAAUGGCAAUAAAUGAUCUUGUCUGGGCCAUAACUUUGUCAUUCAUUGUGAGAAUUUAAAAUGACUCUGUACAUUAAUUUGUUUACAGUCAUUGAACGGCGUGUCAUAUGAAAGAAUUCAAAAGUUCAAAGGUCAAAAUGGCUAUAAAUGAUAAUGGCAUAAUAAUUCUUAAAAAGCGCCAUAAAUUAGAUUCUCUUGUUUUGUGAAGAUAGCGUGCAAAAUAGUCUGUGUCAAUGCGGCACGUGGGGGUAUACGUCACGUCUGUGACAAAGCUCUAGUUUUGUAGUUAUUAAGAUAAUCUGUAAUGUAAUGAAACAAGAAUAGAUCAAUACCAUCAUUUUGCAUUACUGAUCUACAGGCCAUGCCAUAUUCAGAUCAUUUGGUCAAAAAAUAUGUGCACUUAAAUCAUGUGAUUUUUACAAAGUUUUGGGAAAAAUGGUAAGACCGAAUAGAAGUUGUUCUUUUAAUUGUUUCAUUACAUCAUUUUAAAAUCCAAAAAGUCUAUGACAAGCAAAACCAAAACAAAUAUAUGCUUUGUUUUGUGAAAACUGGGUGUAAUGCAUUGGCAAAAAGUGUCUUCCCAGAUUAGCCUGUGCAGUCUGGGCAAGCUAAUCAGGGACAACACUUUCCACCUAAACUGGAUUUUUGUUGAAAAGAGACUAACGAAAAAUUCCAUAAAAGCUGAAAGUGUUGUCACUGAUAAGCCUGGUUGGACUGCACAGUCUAAUCUGGGACGACACUUAACGCACAUAAGCCCAUUUUCCAUGAACAAGGUUCAUAUGAACCAAGGCUCACUUCAAUUUGUGAUCUUCCUUGUACAAGUUGUUGAGCAUCAUUAAGGUCUACUUGUGCAUGUUUGUGAACUUUUUUGUUGAACAGUUAUUGGGUAUUGUAUCAAUACACUCAAUUGUUUCUUGUUAAAAUUAUGUUCCAAAUUAAAUGUUUAUCUGAAUUGUGAGAAAAAUAACGAUUUAUAAACUUUUAAAGAUACUUGCAUGUUAACCACACUUGAAGGAAAGAUCAGGCCCCGUGUUCACAAAACAUUUUUGAAAUCGAAAAUCAAUUUUGCUUGUCAUUGAAAAUGAAUUUCCAUUGUAGUUGAUAGGCAAAAAUGCAUAUCGAUGUCAGUUAAAAUCGAUUUUUGAUUGCAAAAUGGUUUUGUGAACACGGGGCUUAAAGUAUGGUAAUCUAUUUGUCUGCCAGUUUACAUAUAGCUUAUUACACAUUUUUUGCUAUGCAAGUACAUGUUCAACCACAUCUGAUUAUUGCAUUUUGUUGCGUAUCAUUCUUCAUCAAAUUGGCAAUGCCUAUGAAGAAUAAAAAUAUCUUAUUUAAGCAUUGUACAUAUUUGCAUGAGAUGUGCCAUUUUCGGAUCCUUAAUUUUAUAUAUUCAAUAUUUCACUCAUUGGUUGUCUUCAAAAUCAUCUCCCUCACACAGAGUUCAUAAGUGUGUUUUUAAAUAUUUUUGCUAAAUUUAGGCAUGUAUUAUAUGCAUGUAUAUGCAAGUGAUAAGAGAUUUGUUGAAAAUGUUCAGCUGUGUACAUAGCUUUUUAUGUUUAUUGAGAGCUACAGAUGUAAUCUUUGGUUCAUACAAUAAAAUAUGCCAUUUA
Dreissena polymorpha is the source of this 5680-nucleotide messenger RNA. Its product is annotated as deformed epidermal autoregulatory factor 1 homolog. The record is from RefSeq and is a predicted model, not a curated record. Gene Ontology annotation, molecular function: RNA polymerase II cis-regulatory region sequence-specific DNA binding; DNA-binding transcription activator activity, RNA polymerase II-specific. The transcript has 7 exons. The coding region runs from base 25 to 1326 and encodes 433 amino acids. Gene Ontology annotation, biological process: positive regulation of transcription by RNA polymerase II. Lineage: Eukaryota; Metazoa; Mollusca; Bivalvia; Myida; Dreissenidae.